AUGUUCAGGAGAAGGAAAGAAGCUCCUCGAGUCUUCGGUGCGCACAUUGAAAACUCUGAGGAGCUCGUGAAGCGGCUGCAGAAGCGGUGGAACGGUCACCAUGUGAUCGAGUCGCUGAAGUACAAGUUGCGGGAGUAUGAAGCUCAAUACGGGGUCUUCGAUGAGAACAAGAAUCGCCAUGGAGAUACAGAGCUGGCCAUCCUGCAGAAGGUCGUGGAAGAUGGCGAAGUGGCGGAGAGUAUGCAGCCCUCAGAGCGCGCCACGCUCCACAUCCUGCAGCACGGCUUGCGAGACUACAUCGACUUUGCGCUGGAUGAGUUGGGCCGACAUGCACGGGUGGUGCACACCGUCACGGAUGAAGAGGGCUUUGUCUGGAGCAGACAAGGGGACCCGUCCUACAACCCCGGGCUGAAGUGCUCCGUGGUGGAGAAUGCCGUGGGCAGCGAUAUGGAUAGGACAUCGCCGCCAAAGCCAUUCACAGAACUCAGCUCCCGCCUCACGGAGUUCGGCGAGGGCGCCUGGUGGUUCACGGACCCCGCCCCGGGCGCAAGGCCCUUCUCGGCAGCAGACAAGAAGGAGCUUUUUGAGAAGGACGGCAUUGAUGGACACGGGGGCUGCCAAGCCAAUGUUUUCCUCAACGGACACGUCGCCAUUGGAGAGGUUUAG
Messenger RNA from Effrenium voratum, 666 nucleotides. Lineage: Eukaryota; Dinophyceae; Suessiales; Symbiodiniaceae. The record is from the annotation of a GenBank genome assembly.